Octopus bimaculoides (California two-spot octopus) is the source of this 4299-nucleotide messenger RNA. RefSeq names its product integrin alpha-9. Lineage: Eukaryota; Metazoa; Mollusca; Cephalopoda; Octopoda; Octopodidae. The record is from RefSeq and is a predicted model, not a curated record. Gene Ontology annotation, cellular component: external side of plasma membrane; integrin complex. Gene Ontology annotation, biological process: cell-cell adhesion; cell adhesion mediated by integrin; integrin-mediated signaling pathway. Gene Ontology annotation, molecular function: integrin binding.
UAGUUUCGCUGAAGUUAUUUGCUUAAGUACUACUUCAGCGUUUCCCACUCAUGUUGACAACAGAAGUUAAUCAGUCAACAGCAACAUGAAGGAUGUUAGUACUUCCGACAGCUAGACUCAGAUUUUAGCUAUUCAAUAUGUUUUCUCAUAGUUACUUUUAUAAAACUGUUAAUACCAAAUUCUAACCUCAAUCGAUCGUAUUCAACAUCCAAAUCAAACCUGUUCAUUUCUAAGAGAUUUUUGCACUCGCUGAAUUUAGGAAAAGGAAAUAUUUCGUUUCAGACAUUGUAAUCUUAACAUGAAGGUACUGAAUGUCAUAAGUUUUGGAUUUUUCCUAAUAAUUAACUCUAGGAUAUUGGCGUUUAAUAUCGACACGAAUUUUCCUGUAAUAUUUAAAGGAGAAACUGAUUCUAUGUUUGGAUUUUCGCUAGCCAUUGCAGAACAAGACUCCAAAAUUUGGCUUUAUGUUGGUGCCCCAAGGGGAAAUAAAUUAGUAUGGAAAAGUAAUAACUUUUCAUAUCAGAAUCGCGCUGGCAGUAUCCUUCUUUGCAAUGCUUCAUAUGUUUGGUCUGAUGAGAAAAUAUGUAAAGAGAUGGUAUUUCCUAAAGAAGCGGAAGUAUCCAUCCACGACAUGACAGGAUUCUCAAUGACCGUUGUACCACAGCCAAACACUGACAAGCCAAAUAAGAUUUUGUUUUGUGCCCCUUUGUGGUCGAAGAAAUUUUACCACCUUGGAAAAUGUUAUGAAGCUAAAAUUGGUGAGACAGUGAACAUUGCUCCAACCAUAAUCCCCCAAAACAUCUCGGUGGAUAGUCGAUUUGUUUACUUAUCAGCAGGAUUUUCUGUACAUUCCUUUAAGAUGGGUUCUUAUUUUGGUGCUGCUCUUUGUGCUGUGGAUAUUAACCAUGAUGGCUGUGACGAUCUUUUAAUCGGGUCUCCGAUGUACAAAACAAAAAUUGCAAUGGAAGGAAAAGUCGAUGUUUAUAUCAGCCAGUGUACUGCACGGAUAUCAUUUUGGGAUCCUAAAUCGCUGUUUGGAUCUAAGGGACGAAAUGCACAAUUUGGAAAUGCUAUUGCUGAAGUUGGUGAUUUGAAUAAUGACUUAUACAACGAUGUUGUGAUUGGGGCGCCAUUUGAAGACGAUAAUAUUGGUUGUAUUUAUAUUUAUAAUGGAGGAAAAGAAGGACUUAUCAAUGAUACAGUGCAAAGAAUUUGCGGAGGAGCUGUUAAAAGUCUCUCAGGUUUUGGCUGGAGUAUUUCAAAGUCGGUUGAUGUAGACAAAAAUGGUUAUAACGAUUUUGCAGUCAGUGCGUUGAUUUCCAACAAAGUUGCCAUUUUGAGAGGUCGUCCUAUCAUAGAAGUUUCGGUUGAUAUGGAUCUAAACAAUGCAAACUUGUCAGAAUCAAAUAUAAUAAAUAUUACUCUUAUUUUCUUAUAUAAUACUAAAUAUUCAUCUUCAAAUGACUUGGUAUUGGGCUAUAAACUGGAAGUUGAUACAGCCACAGUUCGUCCGAAUAAACGUUUACGCCUGAGUGACGGUGUUGGCUCAGAUACAGAGAUAGAAGAAAAAGUCACAUUACAAAGAAAUAAAAAUGUUUCCAAAACAUUCACUGCAGUUUUGAAAUCAAACAUUGCUGAUUUCUUUACACCACUCAAGUUCAAUUUAUCCUACUGUAUCCAUUCACAUAAGAAUUUUGUGGACAAACUUCGACCAAUUUUCAAUCGAAAAAAAGAUGUCUUGAAAGUACUUAGGUUCGAGAAGCAAUGUUUAUCUGAUGAUGAAUGCAAAGCUGAUCUCGUGUUAUUGAUGCGGCACACGGGCAAAGUAUUUGUAAACGAAACCAAAAAGAUUACUUUAGAAGUCACCAUUUUAAACCACCAAGACGACGCCUUUAGCACAACGGCUAUGUUUAAAUUUGGUGACAAAAUCAGUUAUUAUGGUAUGAAGAAUAUUGGAAAUGGUGAUGUGAGUUGCCUGGAACAAAGAGAGCGAGUAGAAUGUGAUGUCGCUAACCCUUUAAGUAAAGAGGGAAAAGUGGAAUUCUUGCUGGAGUUCAAAGUUUCAAUAAUUGUUUUAGAAGAAAUAGACCAACCUAUUGUUGUGGAUGGAGAAGUAAUGACACAAUCUGAAGAGAAACAUCCCAGUGACAACAUCAAACGGCUGAUGAUUCCUCUGGAAUUAAUAGCUGUACCAGAAUUAAAUGUGAAAACAGCAUCUACACCAGUGAAAUAUAACAAGGAAGAUCAAUUAUCUAUCAAUAACUCUGAUUCAUUUGUAAUGGCCACUGACUUCAUAAUCCAUAAUUUGGGACCGAGUUAUCUUCCAGAAACGACUGCCGUGUUUAGGAUCCCAAUGACUGUUCCUGGUGGAAACAUGCUUUUUACUUAUACAGAUAUACAUGUAACCAGAGAGAAUAUCAGCUUAGAGUGUGAUAUCAAAUCAGAAGAUAAUGGAACCAACCCAACCAUUUCACUUUUAACCACAACACAGAAAGAAGUUUCUACUUUACGAGCUGAAAAUCUUAAUAAAGAAUCCAUUGCUAAUGUCCAAAGAAAUAUCCUUGUCACCAAACAGGCGGUUACAGGUUGCCAAUUUGCUACAUGUUUAAUGGUGCGUUGUAAAGUUCCAGAAAUUGCUGCCUACAAACAAAUUAUUUUAAGCCUUCAUCUGAAUUUUUCAAACGCACAUGACGUUUUUAAGAUUCUUGAUUACCUUCAAAUCGCAAUAGACAUGGAGAUAAUUAACGAAGCAAACACAUAUUUGGCUCCUUGGAAGAGAAUUCAUUCAAUAAGAGUUCAGCUGUCUUUCUUGGCAGACAUGAUAUCCGGAAAACCUAUCAACUAUAUAUGGGUGGCUGUAGCCAGUGCAGCUGGAGCCUUUUGUUGUAUAAUGUUUUUGUGGUUUCUUAUAUGGAAAUAUCGUUGCUGUGUCACGAAAAUGCAACGCGAAAUCCAUGUUAUCAAGAGAGAAAGUAUCAAACGAAGAACCAGACGCCAGACAUCGCAUGAAGGAGUUCAAUACAAAAGUAUCGGCGGUGAAUGCUCUUCAAAACUGUAAAAUAUUAUUUGAUUGAAUAUUUCUCAAUGAAAAGGACUUGCAAACAUAUGAAAGUGGGAAAUUUAAAAGAAGGGUUAAACGAAUGUGUAUGUAAAAUAUUCAUAAAUUUGUAGCUAGAAAUUUUUAGUAGGCAAUGUUCUAUGUAUAGCGGUGAAAAAGAGUUGGCAACAUUUUAAAAGAGGCGGUAUCAAAGUAGUUAUAUCAAGUUUACGAUUGAAAAUAAAAAUUGUGCUGAUAAAAACAACGAAUAUUUCAAAUUACGAGGAAGAUAAGCAACAAUAAAAUCCAAUAUCAAAUCAAUAAAAAUAAUAUUAACCGAUGAUGUCGAAAAGAAAAUAUUUUAAAGUAUUAGUGUUCUUUUAGCUUAUUGUAUUUUAAAUCUUUAACAAAAAUCUUCUAAAUUAAAAAUUCAAAGAGUUAAGACAUAUUUUUACGGAGAUUUCUACCAAUGAGAUGCUUUCUUUCUCAGUAUUUGCAUAAGCGGUGAAAGUUUUAGGUAAAUAUUAUUCUGAUUUUUUCUCAAUAUUUUCCUGACAGUGGAUAAUAGUUGGAUCAGAAAUGAUUGAUGACAUCACGCAAAAGUAUUUAACUUUUCUAUCUUUGUCACACCGUGUUGAAAUCAUUGAAGCGUUCGCAAAAUAUGUUAGAAAUCUUAGCCAAAUUUCCUUAUAGUAUCCUAAAAAUCUUACGGAAGGAAACCCACAUUGCAUAAGGUAACUUUAAAUAUAGGUAAAAUGUUAAAAUGCAUUUUUUGUUCUUUGAUUAUGGGUUGGCUCAACCAGGGCUGACCUGGAGUUGAACUCCAGAUAUCAACUAUUUAAAAAUGAACUACUCACAACUAUUUUUUGUUUUGCUCAAAUUUAUAAGACGCUUCUAGAACUUAUUAACAUUUCAAAAAUAAAAAAAAAACACCAAACCCACUACUGAGAUAAAUUUUUACUUUCGUUAAUUUCUCUUUCAAUUGUUCUUACCAAUAGUCGAGAACAGUUUUCCAGGUUUUUAUCCGUCUAAACAAUGUAAUUUUUGAUGUCGUAGGUAGGCAUGUGCUUUCCUGUAUUCAUCAGAUAUUACCUAUUAUAAAUCAGAAGAAAAAUAAGUUAACGAGAAUAUCUCAUCCGUUUCUUUUUCCAAAGUCUUGCAAUUAUCGCUUCUUUGUUUACCUUCUAAUACAGCUAUGCUUUCUUUUUUUUUAUUUGGUAAAAUAAAUAAAAGUAAUAAAGAUUCCAUUCCAUAAUCUCUAA